GGCUGCGGGAGAUGAGAACCCGGGAGGAGAGAAGAGGGCAGCAGUGCGGAGAUCCAGACUUCUGUGACGCGCAUGGGGCAAGACGAGGCUCGGGGUGUGUGACAAGCGCUGUCACCAUGUGGCUCAGAGAAGGUUCCUGCUGUCUCAGGGCUCAUCUUCUAGUGGGGAGAGAUGGACAGCUCAACCAGGACACGGGUGGUGACAGAGCAGUCCGUACUCAGGGCCACGAAGAAAAAUAAGCAGGGGCAGGAGAUAGCAACAGCCGGGGGCCCUUAGGUGGUCUGGGAACACCUCUCCCAGAAGGAGACAUUCGAGCUGAGCGCUGGAUGAGGGAGAGGGCCCCCAGAGGGAAACCCAACCAGCCCGCGCUCCAGCAGCCCCGCCAGGGACCCACCAACGAGGCCCAGAUGGCAGCCGCGGCAGCCCUGGCCCGGCUCGAACAGAAGCAGCCCAGGGCCCGGGGCCCCACGUCGCAGGAGUCCAUCCGGAACCAGGUGAGAAAGGAACUUCAGGCCGAAGCCACUGUCAGCGGGAGCCCAGAGGCCCCGGGGACCAACAAGGUGCCUGAGCCCAGAGAGGAGGGCUCGACCCAGCUGGCAGUGCCCGCCGUGUGCUUCACCUGCCCGCUCACGGGGGCCACGCUCAGGAAGGACCAGCGGGAUGCGCACAUCAAAGAGGCCAUUCUCUCGCACUUCUCCACCGACCCCGUGGCUGCCUCCAUCAUGAAGAUCCACACGUUCAACAGAGACCGGGACAGGGUGAAGCUGGGUGUGGACACCAUCGCCAAGUACCUGGACAACAUCUGCCUGCACCCCGAGGAAGAGAAGUACAGGAAGAUCAAGCUGCAGAACCGCGUGUUUCAGGAGCGAAUUAACUGCCUGGAAGGGACCCACGAGUUUUUUGAGGCCGUCGGCUUCCAGAAGGCCCUGCUUCCGGUGCCCGAUCAGGAGGGCCCCGAGGAGUUCUACGUGCUGAGCGAGGCCGCCCUGGCCCAGCCCCAGAGCCUGCGGAAGCACAAGGAGCAGCUGCUGGUCGCCGAGCCCGUGCGGGCCACGCUGGCCCGCCAGCGCCGCGUCUUCCAGCCCUCGCCCCUGGCCUCCCAGUUUGACCUGCCCGGGGACUUCUUCAACCUCACGGCGGAGGAGGUCAAGCGGGAACAGAGGCUCAGGUCCGAGGCCGUGGAGCGGCUGAGUGUGCUGCGGACCAAGGCCAUGCGGGAGAGGGAGGAGCAGAGAGAGCGGCGCAGAUACACGUACACGCUGCUGCGCGUCCGCUUCCCCGACGGCUGCCUGCUCCAGGGCACCUUCUACGCCCGGGAGCGGGUGGCCGCGCUGUAUGCCUUCGUCCGGGAGGCCUUGCAGAGCGACUGGCUGCCUUUCGAGCUGCUGGCCUCUGGCGGGCAGAGGUUGUCGGAGGAGGAGAGCCCGGCCUUCGACGAGUGCGGGCUGGUGCCCUCCGCCCUCCUGACCUUCUCGUGGGACGCAGCCCUGCUGGAGGACCUCAGGGCCGCAGGGGCGGAACCGGACUCUUCUAUCCUGAAACCUGAGCUCCUGUCGACCAUCGAGAAGCUCUCGUGAAAUAAAAGCAGGGUUGGCUUUACCCCGCGUGGGUCUGUCUCAUGCUCUCCUGCGGCCUCCACCGCUCCGCUCCCCCCCCCCCCACCCUUUCUCCCACCACCCAGGGUACCCCGCUUCUCCGGAACUGCUCGCCCUGGUCCACAGAGCCCUGCAGGCACGGGGUGCAGUGCUGGUCGGCUGCGACGGGGGCCUGGGACCGCCACUGGAGAGGGCUCUCAGGAGGCAGCUGCCAGGCUGUCCUCCUUCCUUCCGCACCGGGUGUCAGCCGGCUAAGGCCACUGUCACCUGAUCGCAGAACUCCCGGCAGGAGAGUAGGCCUGUGGCACGUGCCCUGUGCCCACUUGCUGUGGUCCAGGUUGCUGCCGCUGGCCCUGACGUUGAGCCGCGGGGUGGCUGGGGAGGGCGACGCGGAGUCUGUCAGGACUCGGUCCUGUGAUUACUGAAUUACGAACCCAAAUAAACGGGACGUGUGUCUAGUC
Lynx canadensis (Canada lynx) is the source of this 2056-nucleotide messenger RNA. It is a transcript of the gene UBXN6, whose product is annotated as UBX domain protein 6. Bases 327 to 1577 code for a protein of 416 amino acids. Gene Ontology annotation, molecular function: protein binding. The record is from RefSeq and is a predicted model, not a curated record. Lineage: Eukaryota; Metazoa; Chordata; Mammalia; Carnivora; Felidae. The transcript has 10 exons. Gene Ontology annotation, cellular component: cytoplasm.